UUCUUGUUCAAAUCAAGGAAGGCAACAGCAGAAGAAGAAGAAGCAGAGCAGCGAACACAAAUGGCUUCCCCAAGCGCUCUUCGAGAGCUACAGCGUGAUUUGGAGACCAAGGCUAACGAUCUUAGCAAACUCCAAAAAGAUAUUGCGAAGAAUCACCAAGUGAGAAAGAAGUACACUAUCCAGCUCGGCGAGAACGAGCUCGUCCUCAAGGAAUUGGAUCUGCUGAAAGAAGAUGCAAAUGUCUACAAAUUGAUCGGUCCGGUGCUUGUGAAGCAGGAUUUGGCAGAGGCGAAUGCGAAUGUGCGCAAGAGAAUCGAAUAUAUCUCUGCUGAAUUGAAACGACUUGAUGGAACUGUUCAAGAUUUGGAGGAGAAGCAAAAUAGCAAGAAAGAUGCGGUAUUAAAGGUACAACAGAGGAUUCAAUCUCUCCAGGCUGGAAAAGCCAAGGUCUAGUUUGCUUUCACACUAAUUUUCGAGCUCUAAUGUGUUUUAUAAAUCUUUGUGGAGGCUUGGAUGUAGUUACUUGUUUCUAUUUGAAGCUGCAUUGUCACUAGCAACUGUUGGAUGUUAAAUUGUUUGUACCAAAUUUCAAUUUCUUUUUUGUUUCUGGGGAUCUGGGAUUUACUAAAAGUUAAACGAAAACAGGAUGCUUUGCCAUUAAACAGAUUAAACAAAUGAUGAAUUACUAUCGUA
Molecule: messenger RNA, 693 nt
Organism: Corylus avellana
Lineage: Eukaryota; Viridiplantae; Streptophyta; Magnoliopsida; Fagales; Betulaceae
Gene: PFD6
Product: prefoldin 6
Biological process (GO): protein folding; chaperone-mediated protein complex assembly
Cellular component (GO): cytoplasm; prefoldin complex
Molecular function (GO): protein-folding chaperone binding
Source: RefSeq, a predicted model, not a curated record